UUACUUCUUAGGGACGGAGGAGCCCGCCCCACAGCCCCGGUCGAGCUGUGGCUUCCCGGGCCCCACACGAUGGGUCAUGGGGCCGGCCCGAUGAGCUCACUUCCUCCGCAUCCUGUAGCAUCUCCUCGCCCCACGCUCAGAAAAGGGAAAUGCUGGCCUUGCCAGCAGCUCUGUGUCCUGCGCCCAGAGCUCCAGGCCCAUUUCCUGUCCGAGGGGCCUGGGGUGGGCGCCGGAGGAGGGAGAGCAGCAUAGUACCUCAGUGGGACCCAUACGUGCUGAUUGUCACCUGGUACCUCCCGAGGGGGGGGAGGGUGUGACAGAACCCCAUUCCCCACCAGUGCCAAGGAUUGCCCCAGAGAAGGUUCCUUUCCUUGGAGGAAUUUAAGAAGGACCCCUGCCAAGUUCUGUCCCCACCUCUCCCACCCUUGAAAGAGGCACCUCUGGAUCCUGGUCUUUGCUGCUUCUUCUCUCACCCAAGGCUUCCCCAAGAUGGCUCACCCGUUUUGCCGGGGAGAAUCCAUUUUCCUGGUUCUCUAUUUCUGACAUUUUGUCUGCUUCUAGCCCUGAAACUUGGGGGAGGAAUGAUUCGUGGUCCCACCAGGAUACAGAUGCCUGGCAGCCCUGCCCUACAGAGUGGGAGUGUGCCCAGCAACCCUGAUCUCUCACCUGAGCCCUCGGACCAACUGUGCCUGGGAGGCCAAGCAGAGGAGCGGUGACAGCAGGAGCUCCUCUGGGGGAAGGGAGGAAGGAGGAGAGACAAAGAGAGUGAGCCUGGCGCCGCCUCCCUGCGCCGCCCACCAUGUGUCAGUCUGAGGCGCGGCGAGGACCUGAGCUCCGCGCUGCGAAAUGGUUGUACUUUCCCCAGCUGGCCCUGAGGCGGAGGCUGGGACAGCUGAGCUGCAUGUCCAAACCCGCCCUGAAACUGCGCUCCUGGCCCCUGACAGUCCUCUACUACCUCCUGCCCUUUGGCGCCCUUAGGCCACUCAGCCGGGUGGGAUGGAAGCCUGUGAGCAGGGUGGCCCUGUACAAGUCGGUGCCCACGCGCUUGCUGUCGCGGGCCUGGGGCCGCCUCAACCAAGUGGAGCUGCCGCACUGGCUGCGCAGGCCCGUCUAUAGCCUGUACAUUUGGACCUUCGGGGUGAACAUGAAGGAGGCCGCCGUGGAGGACCUGCACCACUACCGCAACCUCAGCGAGUUCUUCCGGCGCAAGCUCAAGCCGCAGGCCCGGCCCGUCUGCGGCCUGCACAGUGUGAUCAGCCCAUCCGAUGGAAAGAUCCUCAACUUUGGGCAGGUGAAGAACUGCGAGGUGGAGCAGGUGAAGGGGGUCACCUACUCACUGGAGUCGUUCCUGGGCCCACGAAACUCCACAGAGGACCUGGCCUUCCCACCAGCCACCUCCCGUGGCUCCUUCAGGAGCCAGCUGGUCACACGGGAAGGGAACGAGCUCUACCACUGCGUCAUCUACUUAGCACCCGGAGACUACCACUGCUUCCACUCCCCCACUGACUGGACUGUCUCCCACCGGCGCCACUUCCCAGGCUCCCUGAUGUCUGUGAACCCUGGUAUGGCCCGCUGGAUCAAAGAGCUCUUCUGCCACAACGAGCGGGUAGUUCUGACAGGGGAUUGGAAACACGGCUUCUUCUCGCUGACGGCUGUGGGAGCCACCAACGUGGGCUCCAUCCGGAUCUACUUCGACCAGGACCUGCACACCAACAGCCCACGCUACAGCAAGGGCUCCUACAACGACUUCAGCUUCGUGACACACACCAACAAGGAGGGCAUCCCCAUGCGCAAGGGCGAGCACCUGGGCGAGUUCAACCUGGGCUCCACCAUCGUGCUCAUCUUUGAGGCCCCCAAGGACUUCAACUUCAAGCUGAAAGCGGGACAGAAAAUCCGAUUUGGGGAGGCUCUGGGCUCCCUCUAGAGCCUCUUUUGUGGCCAUUGCUGCUGAGGGAUCUUUUCCAGAGAAAUGUGAAGGUCUUUUCAAGGGGAACCUCUGAGGCUGUCUGGGGAGGGGACCAUUGGGUCUGGCCAGGCAGGACCUGGGUGACUUCUGUCCCCACUGUUGGGACAAAGUGGUCAGCACCCCGUCAUGCCCUCGCCCUACGUCGUCCCCUUUCCCACCUGAGAUAAGGUGCACACAAGGAUGAUGGAGUCCCUCUUGGAGACUUUCUCAUGUGCUGUAUAAACUGGAGACCCUGGCCAAGCAUUCACUUGGUCUCAAUUUCCAUUUUAAGUGGUAGUAAAGUACCUUCUUGCUGCUCUCUUAUCCCUGCUUUUUGGUCUCCCUUGCACAGGGUGAGGUGCCUACCAGCACUGACUGUGGGCCUGCACGGCCCGAGACCAGGGCCAUUGAGCCUUUAAUGCAACUGCUUUCUGUUUCCAGAUUUGCCCCACCCUGCUUGUUGGGAAAAGCCGUCUUUCCUCUUUGCACACAUGGCUGAACACCUCACCCGCAACCCUGCUAGCAGCUUCUGAGGGUGGCCAUCCAAUGGCUUGGUGCUUUGCAUGCCCAGAUGAGUGACCUUCCAGAGUGGACAAGUCCUCUUUCCAGUAGGCAGGGCCCAUUACCAAACCUCCUUCAGUGGUGUCCAAAGCAAGUGGGGCAGGCAGCUGGGGCAAGGGGGAGCUUGUUGUCUCACCCCAUAUCCAGACCUACAUAAAAUAGGGAAACAUUGCUGCUAUUGAUCAGGGGCUUGUGUUGGAGGCAGAGGAACCUUGGUGUAUUUGGUGGGGGGGAGAGGGGGAGGGUGUCAGUGCCUAGAAAACCUGUCCCCAGGUAACAGGUACGUAGCCUUGGGGAGCCACUGAGGGGGACAGAGCCAGGUUUCAUGUUUCCUGGGGACACUGUGAAUUUCUCCUGCAGGAGAAGCCAUUUGAACUUUUUCAACUGUAUCAGUAGCACAGUAUUUUUGUAUGAAAAGUGGGAGACUUCUGAACAGUGAUUCAUUUAAUUGCAACAUUUUGGAAUAAAAACUCAUUGCAGCUUUG
Molecule: messenger RNA, 2991 nt
Organism: Phacochoerus africanus (Common warthog)
Lineage: Eukaryota; Metazoa; Chordata; Mammalia; Artiodactyla; Suidae
Gene: PISD
Product: phosphatidylserine decarboxylase
Exons: 8
Coding region: 800-1924 (374 amino acids)
Biological process (GO): phosphatidylethanolamine biosynthetic process
Cellular component (GO): mitochondrion
Molecular function (GO): phosphatidylserine decarboxylase activity
Source: RefSeq, a predicted model, not a curated record